UUGUAAAAAUUUAGAAAUCGCAUUGAGUACGGACGCCAAACUUUUGCUUUCAUUUAAUUCCUAGAGCAAUUAUUUGCAGUCGUUCUUUCGGUGGUGCUAUAAAAUGAGGAUGAAACGAUCUGGUGUACUCGAACUUUUGGACGAGAAGAAACCUUUGAAGAUUUGCGCUCCCAUGGUGAGGUACUCUAAGUUGCAGUUUCGACAUUUAAUGCGAAAAUGGGGGGCGGACGUGGUUUUCAGCCCGAUGAUUACUGCGGAUACUUUCAGAAAGUCUGCUAAGGCUCGCGAUGCUGAUUUUUCUACUGAUCAAAAUGAUUUCCCGCUUAUCGUUCAGUUUGGUGCUAGCUCACCGGAAAUUCUUUUGGACGCAGCUGAACAUGUAAUUGGGCUUUGCGACGGGAUUGAUGUUAAUUGUGGAUGCCCUCAGAAGUGGGCGAUUGGAGAAAAGAUUGGAGGAUAUCUUUUGAGUCGACCUGAACUGAUCCAAGAUAUGGUGCGGCAGCUGUGGAACCGGGUUCCGGAAACUAGUUUUACGAAAUCUAUAAAGAUUCGAGUGAAUGAGGAUAUCUCCAAAACCGUGGAUUUAUGCCGGCAACUCGAGGCGGCUGGUGUUUCUUUCAUAACCAUUCACGGACGAACACUGAAGCAGAAAAACGAGCCUGCAGACUGGGAUGCCAUUCGGAUUGCUAAAGAAGCCGUCAGGAUCCCCGUUUUCGCUAACGGUGAUAUUAAAACAUACGCAGAUAUUGAUCGGUGUGUGGCUGCAACAGGUGCUGAUGGAGUUAUGUCGGCUAACGGGGUUUUUUUACAUCCUGCUCUGUUUUCUGGCUAUGAUGUGACACCUGUGGAAUGUGUUGAAGACUGGCUCCAGAUUAAUCAAAGAGAUCCGUCGUGUCCAUUUCGCAUUUUCCACCAUCAUUUAAUAUGGAUGACGGAAAUACUGUCGAAAUCUGAGCGAAUCAGAUUCAGCGAUUUGCAGAAGAAAGAAGAUGUCGUACAGUAUAUUACGGAUUAUUUCCACAUCGAUCCAGAAAAAUUGCAGACCAGUAGAGCGGCACAGAUGGAACAAUAUGGAAUUACCUGACCGCUUUCAUUCCCGAAUGCCCAAAUAUUGAAUUGUCCAGCUGCGACUGGCAGUAAAUUUUGUUUACCUUUGCCAUGUCUGAUGCACUAAAAGAAUUGGAGCUGCCUAAAUGUUCGUUGGGAUCACUUUUGGAUCGUACGGUCCAUGUAUCAGGAUCGUUGGCGAAUUUGUUUCCAUCGAAGUGGCUGACAGAUUCAAAAUCAAAUGGAAAAUCCAGUGUGAGGAAUGCUUCCGGCAAAUAUUUCGAGAAGCUCCGCACGAACCCUGCAACGAUGUUGGUUCUGGCUGCUGUUUUGUGUAACUCAACUCACAGCUUUUUGAUUAAAAGCACUUUUAAAACGUUUUACGUGGCCAAUUGGUUUUUGGUUACUACUAUACCUGUUCGAAUGUUUUGCCAGUUGAUCUCGAUAUACUGGUCCCGGUCUGGGCGAUUCAGCUCACUGUGAAAGCCUACAAAGCAUUAUUAGAUUGCAUACUGUACUCUGCUAUAACUAUACACCUAAGAGAGAA
This is a messenger RNA of Paramacrobiotus metropolitanus, 1594 nucleotides long. Its product is annotated as tRNA-dihydrouridine(20a/20b) synthase [NAD(P)+]-like. Gene Ontology annotation, molecular function: flavin adenine dinucleotide binding; tRNA dihydrouridine synthase activity. The record is from RefSeq and is a predicted model, not a curated record. Gene Ontology annotation, biological process: tRNA processing. NCBI's taxonomy places the organism in Eukaryota, Metazoa, Tardigrada, Eutardigrada, Parachela, Macrobiotidae.